Molecule: messenger RNA, 3341 nt
Organism: Rattus rattus (black rat)
Lineage: Eukaryota; Metazoa; Chordata; Mammalia; Rodentia; Muridae
Product: leukocyte immunoglobulin-like receptor subfamily B member 3
Exons: 15
Biological process (GO): cytokine-mediated signaling pathway
Molecular function (GO): inhibitory MHC class I receptor activity
Source: RefSeq, a predicted model, not a curated record
AUGACCUUCACCUUCAAAGCCCUGCUCUGUCUUGGAAUGACUCUGGGCCUCUGGAUCACAGUGCUGACAGAGUUCCUCCCUAAGCCCAUCCUCAGAGUACAGCCAGACACUGUGGUCUCCACACAGAGUAAGGUGAUCAUCUUCUGUGAGGGGAGUCAAGGAGCCAAACGUUACUGUCUCUAUAAAAAGGGAAGCCAAAAUCCAUGGUGCAAUGGAAUUCGACCUAAACCUGGCAAGAAGGUUGAAUUCUCCAUCUCAAAAAUUGACCAGAACCAUGCAGGACAUUACUACUGUUAUUAUCAGAUCCAUGGUCAAUGGUCAGAGGAGAGUGAUGCGCUGGAGCUGGUAGUGACAGGAGCACACAGUAAACCCAGGCUGUCAACCCAGCCAAGCCCUGUGGUGAGCUCAGUACAGAAGGUGACCCUCCAGUGUGUGUCAGGGCAGAAUUAUGACAGGUUCAUUCUGACUAAGGAAGGAUCACAGAAGCUCCUCUGGAGGCAGGACUCACAGUAUAACUAUGAUACUGGGAUUUCUCAGGCCUUCUUUUCUGUACCACCAGUGACCUCCAGCCAGAGGUGGGCAUUCAGAUGCUACAGCUAUGACAGUAGCAAUCCACAGGUGUGGUCAGAACCUAGUGACACCCUGGAGCUCCUGAUCUCGGAGAAUCUCCCCAAACCCAUCAUCAAGGCUGAACCAGGCUCUGUGGUCACUCUAACUAGUUUCAUGACCAUCUGGUGUCAGGGUACCCUGGAUGCAGAAGUGUAUUUUCUGUAUAAAGAGGGGAGCCAUUCAACCUGGAGCACAGAGGCUCUACAAAAGCCUGGGAAAAAGGGCAAGUUUUUCUACCCUUCUGUGACAGAAGAACAUGCAGGGAAAUAUUGUUGUUAUUGGUACAGCUCAGCUGGUUGGUCAGAGCCCAGUGACAUCCUGGAGCUGGUGGUGACAGGAAUCUAUGACUACAAUGAACUCAGGCUGUCAGUACUGCCCAGCCCUGUGGUGACAGUGGGAAGGAACAUGACACUGCACUGUGUCUCACAUAGUCACUAUGAUAAAUUCAUUCUCACCAAGGAAGAUCACAAGUUCACCAGCUCACUGGACACACAGUGUAUACCUCCUAGUGGACAGUGCCAAGCUCUGUUUGUUAUGGGACCCAUGACAUCAAACCACACAGGGACAUUCCGAUGUUAUGGUUACUACAAGCAUUCUCCACAGUUGUGGUCAGUACCCAGUAAGCCCCUGGAAAUUCAUAUCUCAGGGCUGUCCAAGAAGCCCUCUCUGCUAACUCACCAAGGCCACAUCCUGGACCCUGGAGUUAACCUCACACUGCAGUGUUGCUCUGACAUCAACUAUGACAGAUUUGCUCUGUACAAAGUUGGAGGUGCUGACAUUAUGCAGCACACUAGCCAGUGAACUGACACUGGCUUCUCCAUGACCAACUUCACACUGGGCUAUGUGAGCCACUCUACUGGAGGCCAAUACAGAUGCUAUGGUGCACACAACCUCUCCUCUGAGUGGUCAGCAUCCAGUGAUCCCCUGGACAUCCUGAUCACAGGACAGAUUUAUGACACACCUUCCCUCUCAGUGAUGCCUAACUCCUCAGUACACUCAGGAGAGAAUGUGACCCUGAUGUGUUGGUCAAUGCACCCUGUGGACACUUUCAUUCUGUCCAAGGAGGGAUCAGGCCAGCCACCCCUUCGACUAAAAUCAAAGUUUCAAGAUCAGCAGUACCAGUCAGAAUUCUCCAUGAGUGCUGUGACCUCCACCCACUCGGGCACCUACAGGUGCUAUGGUUCUCAGGACUCAUCUCUCUACCUGUUGUCAUUUGCCAGUGCCCCUGUGGAGCUCAGAGUCUCAGGACCCAUUCGAAUGUCUACCUUGCCGCCCAUAACAUCCAUGCCACCAGAUCAGCUGGAAAGUUAUGUGAAUGCUCUGAUAGGAGUGUCUGUGGCCUUCCUGCUGUUCCUCUUCAUCCUCAUCUUCAUCAUUCUCCAAAGAAGACAUCAGAGAAAAUUCAGAAAGGAUGGUGAAGAGGCCCAGAAAGAGGAAGAACUACAAUAUCCUACAGGAGCUGUGGAGCCCAUAAGCAGGGAUAGAGACCAGCAGAAGAGGUCCAAUGCAGCUGCUGCCACCCAGGAGGAAAGCGUUUAUGCUUCAGUGGAGGACAUGGAAACUGAGGAUGGUGUGGAGCUGGACACUUGGAAACCACCUGAGGGAGAUCCACAGGGAGAGACAUACGCCCAAGUAAAACCCUCCAGGCUCAGGAGGGUAGGAGCUAUCAUUCCUUCUGCCAUGUCAAGGGAGCAGCUGAACACAAAAUAUGAACAAGCAGAAGAGGGCCAAGAGGUGGACAGUCAGGCUACUGAAUCCGAAGAGCCUCAGGAUGUGACCUAUGCCCAGCUGUGCAGCAGGACACUCAGGCAGGGGACAGCUGCACCUCCUCUCUCCCAGGCAGGAGAAGCCCCAGAGGAGCCCAGUGUAUAUGCUGCUCUAGCGACUGCUCGCCCAGGAGCUGUUCCCAAGGACAAGGAACAGUGACCUUCUGCCUGCCAGGAUGCCUAACAGAGACCGCCAAGAGACUCUGGGAACUUUUGGAAACCUGAUUGUACUUUAGGUAACAACACACUUUGGAAACUAAGCCAGAUGUUUCCCAAUAAUCAAGUGAAGUGAGAAAUGAAAUAGAAGGGACAGUUUUACAUUGAGACCUAAUUUUAAUGACAUUUUUCAUCAAAUGAGAAAAUUUACAGCCUCAGUUUCACAGCCUUAUAAUUCUAACCCAUGGGAGGCUGAGGCAGGAGAAUUGCCUUUGCUUUGUGGCCAUAGUGGGAUAUCUAGUGAAUUUCAUGAUACCCUGGGGUACAUAGUGAGACAUGUUUCAAACAAUGGUCGCCACCAAAGGCCAGGGUGGAAGUAUGUACUUGAAAGCCUAGCACUUUGGAGGAGUGGAAAGGAUGGUCAAGCGGUCAAGGUCAUCUUCAGAUACACAGGAGCCUACGAGUAAGAGGCAAUCCUGGAACACACUAGACACUGUAAAAAUAGAUAAAUAAGCCAGGCUUGGUAGUGCAUGCCUUCAGUCUCAUCACUAAGAAAGUAGAGACAGGCAGAUUUGAGCAAAUCUUUGUGAGUUCAAGACCAGAUAAUCUACAUAGUAAGCUCCAAUACAGCCAGGGACAUACACAUAAAUCUUGUCUCAAAAUACAUAAACAAAAUAGGGCCAGGAAGAUGACUCAGAAGUAAAGGCACUUGCAACCAUGACUAAUAUCUUAAGUUCAAUCAGCAGGAAAACUAGAAUGAGAAAAGGAACUCCAAGAAAUAUCAUCUCAUUUCUACCUAAGUCCUUGAUG